AAAAAGACGUAGUCAAGCCUUUAGUUGCUUCCCCCAUUUCAGUGGGAACACACCUUUUAAAAACAGUUAAGAAAAAAACACAUCAUGGAAUUCGAUUCAAAUAUCAACAGGUUCUUUCGAAAUCCAAUAACGAAAUUCAAGGGACAAGAUAUUGCUAGGAGUGACCCUGAGCUUUGGAAAAUGGUCGAUUACGUUGGUGAGGCUUCCCGUGUUGCCCAAAAUCUUCACAGGCCGGUUACUGUUGCACACUCAUUUGCAAAUUCUAACCAAACCUUAUACAUCAUGACAGAUUCAUCUGCCAAUAAAGGGAAUGGAGCUGUUUUGGGCAUGUUAAAAAUUGGCCCAAAAAAGCUAUUUCUACUGGACAGAAAAGGACAACAAAAUGAGCUCGAACCACUAUGUGUAUUAGACUUUUACAUCCACGAAUCAUGCCAGAGAAUGGGACUAGGAAAAGUAUUGUUUACUCAUUUUUUGGAGGAUGAAAACAUACAUGUUGACAAAAUUGCAAUUGACCGUCCUUCCGAAAAGUUUCUGGGAUUUCUUCGAAAGCAUUAUGGUCUUGUGGACUUCAUUCCUCAAGUGAACAAUUUUGUUAUUUAUGAAGGAUUUUUUGAUAACUGUGACCGUCAAGCAUCAAACAAGCCCUCUACAUGCAACACAAACUCCAGUUCUCUGUCUAGCCGGUGCAACAGUAUGAUUGCUCUCAAUUCUGCAAGCGGACAAAGUAUUAAUUUUCGAACUCGCAGCAGACAGUCAGUCACCGAAUGUUUUUAUCAUGAACCCGAGUGCAACCAAAAUGACCUUUGGCGUACAAAUUCAUUAGUCAAUGUAAGUAGGUCACCGACUGCCCAAAUCAGUGUUCAGAAUCAACCCAAACCCUUUGCCACGGAAACUGCUUCCAAAUUUGGUCAUCAUAGGUUGUGGUAGAAUAGGUGAUACUCGUUCCAUCGUUCAAGCCACAGCUUGAUGUGAUUUGGACUGUUAGACCUCGGUUGUGCGAUUCCGCCCUUGUUCCAUCUGUUUUACUCGUUGGCAGCUUUAAAAUAAUAUUUUCCAUUUUCUUUGUAUAGAAACAUAUAGCGUAAGUUCAGGUUUUGUGAGAUUAACCCAUAUUUCUUCGAAUUAUUUAUUAAAACAAAACGUUUAUCGUGCUUUUGCUUAACAUUAUUUGCGUUUCAUGUUACUAUUGAUGGAUUUUCAAUUAACGUUGUAGAAUAGAUUAAAACUUGUUAUGAUAA
Molecule: messenger RNA, 1238 nt
Organism: Daphnia carinata
Lineage: Eukaryota; Metazoa; Arthropoda; Branchiopoda; Diplostraca; Daphniidae
Product: alpha-tubulin N-acetyltransferase 1-like
Exons: 5
Coding region: 85-927 (280 amino acids)
Biological process (GO): alpha-tubulin acetylation
Cellular component (GO): microtubule
Molecular function (GO): tubulin N-acetyltransferase activity
Source: RefSeq, a predicted model, not a curated record